GUAAGUCGGUGCUCACCUCUAAAAAUAAAUUUUUAGGGGCUAAGUUGUCUUCCGAAUUACAAGAAUUCACGGCUCGUGGAACAACUCUCUUUUUUUCUUUGUUGAAAAGCUUUAUAUAGCAUACAAUUUUAAGGGCAAAAUUACAUUCGAAUUUACUAUUCACGAGCACCAUAUCAUUUUAUAUAAUCCAUAGUAGUGUUUAUGUUUCUUUCUAAACCUUCGAAAUCACCAACGGGAAAAAGCUCCAAAGCAACCAAUAAAACCCACCAAAUCACGUCAAGCGAGUCCUCCAAAUUUCGAAACACCGUGCCUUCGUAAUCUCAAUUUCUUCUACUUUAGAAACCAACACCACGAUUCGUAUGGUAGAAGGAAUCAAGGAGGUAACUGGGUAAGGUUAAGAUAGCAGUUAGAACCUGAGAUCACUCCAAAUUCGUUUAGCAGGGACCAUUUCUGUGCAAUCGGAGAUGAGACUAUACGAUGGUUUCAAUGAGAUUUUAAAGAUUCAGAAGUUUCGGAGGAUCGUGUCCUAUACCGGAUUCUACUGCUUCGUUGCGGUCCUGAGCUAUGCUUACACAAGUAAUACAACGAGAGCCGGGUAUUCUAGAGCUGACCAAUUCUAUGCGUCUUACCCUGCUGGAACUGAGCUCUUGACCGACACGACUAAGUUAUAUAAAGCUGCACUUGGCAAUUGUUUCGAAGCGGAAGACUGGGGUCCAAUCGAGUACUGCAUCAUGGCAAAACACUUUGAGCGUCAAGGAAAAUCGCCAUACUCGUAUCAUGCACAAUACAUGGCACACCUUCUCUCUCAUGGACAACUUGACGGCAGUGGCUAAAAGGGAAAUAUCAAUGCUCAAACCAGAUGGGUUCAAAUGUAGUAAGUGCAAAAUUAUCUGGUGCCAAUCAAGUGUGUGUGUGUGUGUGAGAGAGAGAGAGAGAGAGAGAGAGAGAGAGAGAGAGAGAGAUUAUUUAGUGGAUAUUAAUGGAGUUAAAAACUGCUGCAGUUUAUUAUGCUACCAUUUGGUGGGAGAAACAAAAAACUGAACCACUGGGUUUGGUAUCUUUCGUUCUUUACCAUUAGUUUGCAUCAGACAUUUAAUUAUCAAAAAAAAUUUUGCAUCAGACAUUUAAAUCCAUCAAGUCGUUGGUAUGGUCGAUUUAUGUUCAUUCUACAAGCAAGACACAGCAUUUGCAAAA
Messenger RNA from Carya illinoinensis, 1194 nucleotides. RefSeq lists its product as uncharacterized. The transcript has 5 exons. The coding region runs from base 465 to 833 and encodes 122 amino acids. The record is from RefSeq and is a predicted model, not a curated record. NCBI's taxonomy places the organism in Eukaryota, Viridiplantae, Streptophyta, Magnoliopsida, Fagales, Juglandaceae.